AGUUGUAGUUCUCUGCCUGGUCUCUGCCCCUCCUGUUUCCGGUGCCGUCACGGGACAGAGCAGUCGGUGACAGCACCGAGGGCCCCCGCCCCGCGCCCAUGGCCGAGCCGGACCCCUCUGACCCUCUGGAGACCCAGGCAGGGAAGGUGCAGGAGGCUCAGGAGAAGACUGGAGUGAGGAGGGCUGCAGGGGUGCCGGAACCCCGCCGGCUGCUGCUUGGAGCACCUCUCGACUCAGAUUCAGACACUGAGGGAGGAGCGGCUGGCGGAGAGGCCGAGAUGGACUUCCUGCGGCAUUUCUUCUCCCAGACGCUGGGCCUGGGCACCCAGAAGGAGCGGCUGCUGGACGAGCUGACCCUGGAAGGGGUGACCCGCUACAUGCAGAGCGAGCGCUGUCGCAGGGUCAUCUGUUUGGUGGGAGCUGGGAUCUCCACGUCCGCGGGCAUCCCUGACUUCCGCUCCCCAUCCACGGGCCUCUACGCCAACCUGGAGAAAUACCACCUUCCCUAUCCGGAGGCCAUCUUUGAGAUCGGCUACUUCAAGAAACAUCCAGAGCCCUUCUUUGCUCUUGCCAAGGAACUCUACCCUGGACAGUUCAAGCCGACCGUCUGUCACUACUUCAUCCGCCUGCUGAAGGAGAAAGGGCUGCUUCUGCGCUGCUACACGCAGAACAUAGACACCCUGGAGCGGGUGGCGGGGCUGGAGCCCGAGGACCUGGUGGAGGCCCACGGCACCUUCUACACGUCACACUGCACCAGCGCCCUCUGCCGACGGGAGUACACGCUAAGCUGGAUGAAAGAGAAGAUCUUCUCCGAGGUGACUCCCAAGUGUGAGAAAUGUCACAGCGUGGUGAAGCCUGACAUCGUGUUCUUCGGUGAGAACCUCCCGGCGAGGUUCUUCUCCUGCAUGCAGUCAGACUUCCUGAAGGUGGACCUUCUCCUCAUCAUGGGCACCUCGCUGCAGGUGCAGCCCUUUGCAUCCCUCAUCGGCAAGGCACCCCUGUCUACCCCGCGCCUGCUCAUCAACAAGGAGAAGACCGGGCAGACUGACCCUUUCCUGGGGAUGAUGAUGGGCCUGGGAGGAGGCAUGGACUUCGACUCCAAGAAGGCCUACCGGGACGUGGCCUGGCUGGGUGACUGUGACCAGGGCUGCCUGGCCCUUGCUGACCUCCUUGGAUGGAAGAAGGAGCUGGAGGACCUCGUCCGGAAGGAGCAUGCCAGCAUAGAUGCCCAGCAGGCGGGGUCGGGGAGCCCUAACCCCAACCCUUCAACUUCGCCCAGGAAGUCCCCACCUCCUGCCAAGGAGGAGGCCAGAACCUCGGAGGGAGAGAAACCCCAGUGACAGCCACGUCCCCCGGGGAAGGAUGCCCAGCAAAUCUGGGACAGCAGAGCCCCAGCCAGCCCUGGCCCCCUCUAACUUGCGGCUCUCAUCUGGGGAGCUCAGAACCUCAUCCCAGUCUCUUAACCACUUCCUCUCAAAACUGGGUUCCCAGCCCCCUGACCCUGGCAGAUCUCUAACACCUCCCAGGGGCCGAGGCCUGGGCAGCCUGGCUGUAACAGCCCGCGGUCUCUAACCACCCGCAGGGCCGAGGGUCAACCUCCCCUCAUCUCUAACUGCUCCCCGGGCCAGGGCCGCCUCUAAACUCCUAACUAUUCCGCCCCGGGCCCCAGGGCUCCCAGGGCUCCCAGGGCUCCCCAUGCCCUCCACUGCUCCUCGGGGCCUGUGGCCAAGUAGGGCCAGUCCAACCUACCCUGGGCGGGCCCCUCAAACAUCACUCCCACUCAGUGGGGGGAGCUGAGCCUGAAGGCCUCCCUGGUCUGUGCCUCCGACGCCCGAAGCGGGUGCCGGUCCCCUUCCCUUGGGACCCACUUCCCAUGCGGGGAGGGGCAGAUAAUGUUGCUUAUUGGAGACAAAUUAAAAACAAAAACAACUAAC
Messenger RNA from Leopardus geoffroyi (Geoffroy's cat), 1934 nucleotides. It is a transcript of the gene SIRT2, whose product is annotated as sirtuin 2. The transcript is spliced from 17 exons. NCBI's taxonomy places the organism in Eukaryota, Metazoa, Chordata, Mammalia, Carnivora, Felidae. The coding region runs from base 99 to 1340 and encodes 413 amino acids. Gene Ontology annotation, molecular function: histone deacetylase activity, NAD-dependent; NAD+ binding. The record is from RefSeq and is a predicted model, not a curated record.